This is a messenger RNA of Astyanax mexicanus (Mexican tetra), 679 nucleotides long. Its product is annotated as myelin basic protein-like. The record is from RefSeq and is a predicted model, not a curated record. Lineage: Eukaryota; Metazoa; Chordata; Actinopteri; Characiformes; Acestrorhamphidae. The coding region runs from base 211 to 594 and encodes 127 amino acids. The transcript has 4 exons. Gene Ontology annotation, molecular function: structural constituent of myelin sheath.
CGCGCACGCGCGCACACGCCGUCUGAUAACAGCAGCGCGUGUGCUGACUUGCGCUCGAGAGCCCCACCCCUCACAAACAUCUACUACCUAAAGCAGGAAGCAAAACACACACACACACACAUACAAACGCGCGCGAGCAUAAGCACACGAACGCGCCCGCACGGAGGGAGCAGCAGCGGCAGUCCGCGCGCACACGUUGCUGUUGGCAGCAUGGGACAGCACCUGGGGAAACGGGAGCCUUUACCUGAGACCAAGGCUCUGUCGGACUCACGACCCACCACGGAAGCCGAGCCACAGGACGACGUUUUCGGACUGAACGAGCCAGAUGUCAACCAGAACAAAGAGUGCUCCGGCAAGAGCGCCGGGACCACCUCCUCCCCGACUCCGGAGCAGGCCAAUCAGUCGGACCCCGGAGCGGCGGGGCUACGCCCACACUUGGUCCGCCUCUUCUCCCGAGAUGCCCCGGGCCGAGAGGACAACACCUUCAAAGAGCGGCCUUCGGAGUCGGACGAGCUGCACACCAUACCGGAGGCUGGAGCCGAACUGGACGACCUGUUGGAGAACGAGGACGAGGACGCCGAGAAGACCAGCUAACCUCCCGCCGCCGCCGCCACCCGCCGAGAGACGCCGCCUCCGAACCCUCUCCAGAACACCUCGCUAACGCGCAGCACCGACGACC